ACUUGUUUAAAUUGAUCAUCCUGUGCAAUUAAACCUAAUGGCCAGGUGGGAUGGGGUCUGAUAACAGAGAGGAGAUUUUCUCAUAAAGAUUGCAUAUACUGGACGGAUGACUCGGCGUUUCACCUUAGCCGUUUUCCUCUCCCGUCAACCCGGCGGAGAAAGCGAAACCUUUACUAUCAGCUGACAACCUCCAAUCACGUGAUGGCCCCGACGUCAGCUUCGGGCAGAAGCUGGACAGCUGAAGGCGCAGACGCUUUGUGCCCGGAAACAAAAUGGCUGCUAUCAGGACCGGGACUUCUUGGAGGUGAGCUUGGUGGUCUGUCUUGCCCCGCCCCGUCGGGGUCGCCGCGAGGUCAGCAUGAGGCCCGUUAGCCGCCGCACUUUGAACUUCGUUUAUGCCGUGCUGCUGCUGGCCAUCGUUUUCCUCUCUUGGGGGUUCGUGAUCUACGCGUGCAUGGUGACGUCACGGUCCAUGCUGGAGAAGACACAUCCAAAUGUAAUAUUCAGUUUCUGGGGCUGAAGGAAUAUAACUGGCAUUCGACAUCAAUCUUAUCGGGCACCUUCUUUGGGACGUUAUUUAGUUUAAUAAAAUCUGUAAUGGGAACAUUUUGUUUUCAUUGUUGAGGGGGAGGGGGAGGGAAGAAGGACACACAAUCAUUUCUUCUCAGGAUCCACCCUCACCAGCUUCAAACUGGAGGGUGAUGACAAAACAUCUGAAACUCCAGUCUGUGAUUUCAGAAAGUUAAGCUGGUAUCAGGUAUUCAAGGAAAAUAUUGAGCAGCUGUUAUACCCAACAAGUAAAAAAGUUUUAAAUGUC
Molecule: messenger RNA, 817 nt
Organism: Vombatus ursinus (common wombat)
Lineage: Eukaryota; Metazoa; Chordata; Mammalia; Diprotodontia; Vombatidae
Gene: TZMP1
Product: small integral membrane protein 27
Exons: 2
Coding region: 359-520 (53 amino acids)
Source: RefSeq, a predicted model, not a curated record